CUUCAUGGAUCCUCCAUUAGUUUUCUCAGUGUGCUCCCAGAACAAAAUGUUGGGUCAGGUCCUGAUUUGCAGACACCCUGGGGAAUCUUUCCCCAAUCUUCCCCCCACCCAAGAAAACCCUCAAGAAUACAGGUAGGAGGCAGGCGCAUCUUCAAAGGUUGGAGGCCCGAAAGAGGCAGAUACAUCUUCAUGGGGGCAGGUAGAAUGGCUAGAAACAAAAAUAAAAUCCAUUCUGUGUGGUACUGAGGGACGGAUGCUCUUGAGGCCAAUGAAGUGCUGCAGGUACGGUGGGUAUUUGCCAGCUUGGCGCCCCGGCAAAGAGGCUUUAGCAUGAACCCCAGUUACACCCCAUGUUCCCCAAUGCUGAAGGUUGCGCCGUGCGAUUUUGAAAGUGAUGCUCAGUCUCUGCUCUGACAUCCACCAGGGAGGUGUUAAGAGACUGUCCGGGUGGCGAAGGCUGCGGAAUUGGUUUUCCAAGAAGAGGAAUUGGUUUUCCAAGAAGAGGAAUUGGUUUGCCAAGAAGACGUCCAAAGUGUCUAUAGCCAGCCAGCAACCAGAUGUGGGCGCCCUGGAAAACCAGGCCGUAGAGGACGCCUGCAGGGAUGCAGGCAGCCCAAAGAUGGAGCAGAAUGGUGUCCUCCUGGAUCCAGCAGAUUAUCCAGGGCACUGCGCUUUCCUCGGCAGCCUUCUUGCAGUGCCCAACAACUGGAUGGAAAUAACAGCUGAUUUCCUGAGCGACGCUUUCAGGAAGGUUUUAGCAGAAAUGCAGUGCCUGGACAGUUACGUGUCCCUGGCCAUUGAGGACUACCUGAUCCAUUACCUAAGCCGGCACCGGGGAGAGCUCCGCGGUGCAGGUUCUUUCCCAAAUGCUGCCGUUUUCCUGGCCUGCAGCAUCACCAAAAAGGUCAUCACAAAACUAUGCCACGCCUCCGAAAGGAUCGAUUCUGACUCCCUCCCCGAGCGGGACAGCAGAGGAGUCGAAAUAAUGCACGAGGACUCCCCAAACCAAGAAACCCGCAUUUAUGAUGUCUUCAGAGCGUGGGGCCCCGUGGCCUAUGAAGGAGCAUUGGUGACAGCCUCUGAAGUGGUGGAGGUCAUAGAGGAAGUGCUCGAGGAGUUUUCAGCUUUCCUCGAGCACAGGAUACCUGUCAGCUCAGACCUGUCUUUCGGGGACUGUAGGCGGAACCAGCCAGAGCCACGCAGGUCCCCUCCCCACUACUCACGGCGUCCGUUCCCCUUCCAGGAGGUCAGGGUGCCCAUCUACACUCUUGAGGCCCACGCGGAAAAAGUGGCCAUCGCACUCCUGCAAAUGAUGAAGCGGUCAUUCGACCAGAUGAUGACAUCUGCUGCCAUCCGGCAAAGCCUAUUCUUUGAAAGCCAACUGAUAGAUCUGAUUCUAGCAAACUUCCGACCCUUCGAAGACCUUUGGGACAUGCUGCGGCAGAUACAGCCAAGCCCUCCUUCUGCUGCAGCAGACAUCGGAGAGUGGCAGGGGACACCUCCCGGGGAAGAUGGGCCAAGGGCGUUCAGUGCGCAGGGGAGUGAAGACGCGGCAGCAGCAGGAGAAACAUCACCCAGUGAGCCAGCUCCUCCCCUCGGGGACGUGGAUGGACGUGCUGCUCCCACGCCUCUGGAGGAAAUUCUUCUCUACUCUACCCCCAGCGUCAGUCUCGACGAGACAUCUUCAGUUAUCAGCAUGUCACCUACUCUUGACUCCGAAGAUGAUUGUCUUCCUUGUGCUGGUUGCAGUCCGGAACAACAAACCUGAACCUGAACCAGGGAGUCAGAAUCGUUCCUUUUGGAGGCAUGACAUCUUUUAGAAACUAGCUUUUUGGUGAUGCUGCCAGGCAGAGUGGAAAGAAGUGACACUAACUAGUCCUAGCAGCCUAGGAAAUGUGGCGGGUCAGCUGCAAGCCUGCCAUCAUCCAGAAACCAUGGCUCAGAGGGCUGAUGAUGGCCCUGGACCGGUAGAAACAAAGAUGGCAAAACCCUGUGGAUGCAGCCAUGACCCCGAUGCCAACAACUUCCUGCCCACACAGCACACAGGCAGGGAGCCAAGGUCACCAGCUUCCUCCCAGGGGGACUGAUGGGGCUAACAGCAAGACGAGGGCUUGAUCCAAGAGCGGAUCUCCUAGCAAUGCCGGAAAGGCUAGAGAGAGAAGAGGAGGAGGAAGAGGAGGGGGAUUGACGUGCCAGCCCAAGCCUCUCCCCACCAAGGCCGCUUCCUCGUCAUCCCCUCUCCAAUAGCUGACUUCAUCAACCGAGACAAAGAUAGCUAAACCUGGUUGUUGUGCAGCUGCCUAUCCCCGUACACCUGUCCUUCAGGAAAGCAUCCGCCAAGUCAGGAAGGGGCUGAGUAACAUCAUUGUUGGGCAAAGUAAGAACAGGAAUCUCAGUCACGGGCAAAUUCCUGCCUUCCACUCCCCUAGCCCGUUCAUGGAUAGCGGCCAGAUCUGCGCACAUGUGACAAGGAAGGCCACGCCGGCCUGGCUCUUCUUCCCAGGCUGCUGGGACCCAUCGUAGAGCUUUGUUAUAAGAACUUGUAUCUGCCAGAAUAACUGAGGCGUGCUUUUCAUACUGGCCACUCCGCGGUGGUCAAAGCAAGGCGAGGUGUGAUCACUCAUUCAAUGGUUGGAUCGUUUCUCAAGUUCAAAAACAGGCACACCUUUUCCAUGGAGCCCUGGAGCUGUUCUCUUCAGAAGAAAUAGGGCCACUUUGGAUCAUCAAAAAAAGUGACAGGUGCCCUGCCCCCAUUUAGGGCCUAAGGUAGGUAGGCAGGUUUCUUGUUUGUGGCCAAAGGCCCUUACAAUCCAUACACAUUUAGGGUGUUUAAAGCCUAUGACCCACCCCUAGCCCCUGGAAGCACUACCCCACAUAACACGAACCGACCUCUGCAACACAGCUCCCUUCCCACUGCACCAUGGUUCUGCACCAUGGCUCCCUUCCCUCUGCACCAUGGUUCUGCACCACAGCUCCCUUCCCGCUGCACCAUGGUUCUGCACCACGGAUCCCUUCCCUUUGCACCAUGGCUCCCUUCCCGCUGCACCACGGUUCUGCACCUUGGUUCCCUUCCCACUGCACCAUGGUUCUGCACCAUGGCUCCCUUCCCACUGCACCAUGGCUCCCUUCCCACUGCACCAUGGUUCUGCACCACAGCUCCCUUCUUACCGGACCAAGGCUCCCUUCGCUCUGCACCAUGGUUCUGCACCACGGCUCCCUUCUUACCGGACCAGGGCUCCCUUCCCUCUGCACCAUGGUUCUGCACCAAGGCUUCCUUCCUGCUACCCCACGGCUCCCUACCACGGCUCCCCUCUGCAAAACGGCUCCCUUCCCAUUUCUCCAAAAUCGGCUUCACUCGCUCAGGAAGUGGAGAAAUGCAGACUAGAAAGGGUAUCCAAAAACAGCCAGAAGAGGAUUUGUUGUAUGAGGAAGACGGCAGGGG
This is a messenger RNA of Eublepharis macularius, 3442 nucleotides long. RefSeq lists its product as uncharacterized. Bases 395 to 1768 code for a protein of 457 amino acids. The record is from RefSeq and is a predicted model, not a curated record. The transcript has 6 exons. NCBI's taxonomy places the organism in Eukaryota, Metazoa, Chordata, Lepidosauria, Squamata, Eublepharidae.